Messenger RNA from Prosopis cineraria, 960 nucleotides. RefSeq lists its product as uncharacterized. The transcript has 4 exons. Lineage: Eukaryota; Viridiplantae; Streptophyta; Magnoliopsida; Fabales; Fabaceae. The coding region runs from base 60 to 860 and encodes 266 amino acids. Gene Ontology annotation, cellular component: mitochondrial matrix. The record is from RefSeq and is a predicted model, not a curated record.
ACAGCUGAACAGCAGAUGCAAGUGAAACCCUCCUUCGUUCCCAGCUCUCUGCUUUCUUAAUGGCUCGUCUUCUUCAAAUCGCUCAAAGAAAGCUCGACGCUUCUUUGCCUUCGAUUAGAAGUCGGACACACGAGGUCUCCGGUUGCGUCCACUCACUGAAUGUCACUUCAACUUGUCUUCAUCAAACUAGACGUUAUGGAGCCCAGGCAACGCCCAAAUCGCUCUUUGAAUCUAACAUUUUAAGAAUUCUUCGAAAUGAGAUCGAGUUUCAGUCCGAGUACGCCCCUCCAGAACAGCCUAUGACAAAAUUCAACUCAUUCACUGUUCAAGAUCGACCAGGUGAGCAGUGGAUUACAAUGAAGGGAAGUUUUGGGGACAAAGAAGAAAUAAAAAUUGAAGCUACCAUGUUUGAUGGGUAUGCACAGGUUCCCAAGCUUGGAGAUGACAGUUCCGGGGUGAAUGUCCAUCUUCACUUUAGUCUACUUGUGGAUAUUUCAAAGGAGGAGUUUGGCAGUGAAUUGGAAUUUGUCUGCUCAGCAUGGCCAGAAUCUUUAGAAAUCCAAAGAGUUUACAUCCUAAGGCGUGAUCGGAUGCAUGCUAUGCCUUACAUGGGACCUGACUUCAGGACUCUCGAUACUGAAAUUCAGGAGAAAUUUCGGGAGUACUUGAAGACAAGGGGGAUAAACAAUGAAUUAUGCAUUUUCUUGCAUCAAUAUAUGACUAACAAACAUAGAAUCGAGCUUCUAAGUGGUUCUGUGCAAUGGAUUUCAAUAGACAAAGGCACAGGGAUCAUCACUUUGAUUGGCUUGAAAAGCAGCUUUGCUCUUCUGGUUUUUCACUUGGUGAAUGAGGCAACGUGAAUAAAUUGUCGUUGCUUUGGCUUUUUCAUUCGACAUUAUAAAUUAUAAGUUGUUCAGGACAUCUUUAAAUAACAAUAAAUGCUAUGUUACAUAAAUUUUA